Molecule: messenger RNA, 1138 nt
Organism: Paramecium octaurelia
Lineage: Eukaryota; Ciliophora; Oligohymenophorea; Peniculida; Parameciidae
Source: the annotation of a GenBank genome assembly
AUGUCUCAGAAUGGUACUGUUGGAGUGGAAAUCCAAAAUUACGGAACCAACAAAUAGUAUUUAACUCAUUUAUUUAAGAAAUGCAACAAUAAUGACCUAAUUUAAUAUAUAAAUAUAUAAUAUGAUAAAUAAAAUCAAAGAGUACAUGUCAAACACACAGCCAGUGGUUGAUGCCUUGAAGGAUCUGCAUAUAUAUUCAAACGAUAAUCAGUUUCAAUCUCAAUAACUUAUAUCAAACAGAUUAAGAUCAUUCUUUGAAACCUAAUAAAGUAAGGUAUGGUUUGUAAACAUUAAUUUAGAAACUGUUUUUGUAGUCUUUGUUUGAAGUAGUUUAAAAAGAGAGUGUUUAGGAAGGGAAUUUGUAAAGAAAAUUUAAAAUUUUAUUAUUGCUUCACAUCAUCCUAAGUUCAUAAGUUGGGCGUUCAGAAUUAUCAAAAAUCCUAAUUUCCAAAUAAUUGAACAUAAAAACCCAAGAUCCGAUCUCAUCAAAAUUGGGUGUAGUCUGUCAACAUUAUUAUCAUUAUCUAUAUAAAUUGGCAUCUCAAACUACAUUUAUUAAUGAAGAAGUUGUUGAUGGAGAUUUGCUCAUUUAUUUUACUCUAUCAAAUUAAUGCUAUAUUGGGAUGGGCAUGUAAAAGUUAAUUGAAAAUGUUGAUUCAUUCCAAACUAAUCCGUUAUUGGCUAAUAUUAUCAAGUUCAUCUAUUAUGAUUUACAGGAUAUCUUUAUCUUCAUCUUGAAAGACAUUAAAUGUCUAAUAGAAAACAAGGAAGAAAUCAAGUAUUCAAGAGAAUAGAUGUUAGAACUCUACAAAGAAGUAAUGUAAAUUAUAUUAAUAAACUCUAGUGUUAGGUUCUGUAAAAAAGAAUGCUGGACUUCUAUCGCUUCAAUAGACAUUUCGAACAUUUUCAACAGAUAAUGCCUCCCUAUUCUCUGGCCAUUAAUCAGGAAUCAAUAGGCAAACUAUUAAAUAGUCAGCCCAAGAUGAAUUCUUUGCAAUAAAUAAUGAAUUUGCAAGAGAGUCAUCAUCUUGAAAAGUAGUAGCCACAAACUUCAAAAUCGAAGAAUUCCAUAAAAUUUGAGUUUAAAGAAAUGAAAAGAAAACAGUCAGAUUCAAUUUAAUUUUCAUUCUCAAAUUGA